Labeo rohita (rohu) is the source of this 2054-nucleotide messenger RNA. RefSeq lists its product as uncharacterized. NCBI's taxonomy places the organism in Eukaryota, Metazoa, Chordata, Actinopteri, Cypriniformes, Cyprinidae. The transcript has 18 exons. The record is from RefSeq and is a predicted model, not a curated record. Bases 88 to 1473 code for a protein of 461 amino acids.
CACCUUAGCGCUGGUGCGGAAACUCACCUGAGAUUUAUAGCCUAAUCUGCCUUGUUAAACGCAUCCCUCACUGAACUUCACAACAAUAUGAAGAUAUGUUUUUCAAUUAUUUUAUUCUUGUUCAUCACAGAAGGUGUGUUUGGUGUUGAUCCAGAUAAAGUAAAGACAGUGACAGAGGGAGAUUCUGUCACUCUUCAGGCUAAUUUCACUGAAAUGCAGAAAGACGGUCUAAUAGAGUGGAUAGUUAAUGGCACUAACAUAGCAACAAUCAAUAAAGGAACUGGUAAAGUUAAAUAUAAUGAUGAUAAAUUGAUGGUGAUGUUUAGCGACAGACUUAAUCUGGAUCCAACUGGAUUUCUCACCAUCUGGAACAUCAGAAUCAAACACUCGGGUGAAUAUAAAGUAGGGAGCAUCAGCACUGCAGGCAUCAAAUCCCAUAUGUUCAAAGUGAUUGUGACAGAAUCCUUACUCAAGUCUGUUGAAGAUAAAUAUGAAACAAAGGCAUUGUCAUCAACAAAGGGAAAUUCUGAGACUCUACACAGUGAAACUGAACUACAGAAACAUGAUCUAAUACUGUGGAGAUUUGGAGCUGAAGGAUCUCUCAUUGCUAAAAGUGAUACAGAAGACAAUCAUACAUCAUACUAUGCUGGUGACGACAGGAGAUUCAGAGGCAGACUGGAGCUGGACAGUAAGACUGGAUCUCUGACCAUCACAGACCUCGAAACUGAACAUGCUGGGGAAUUUAGACUAAAGAUCAUCAGUGACAGAAGGAUCUUAUUCAAAAGAUUCAUUGUUACUGUCUCUGUGCCAGGUUUGCCACCAGGUGCUAUUGCAGGAAUAUGUGCUAGUAUUGCUCUGCUGGUGGCUGCAGCUAUAGCUGCUGGUGUUGUGAUUUAUUUUCGGCACAAGUUCUCUGAACUAAAAAAACUAAUAGCAAAGGUCUCUGAACAACUAGAGAAACUACCAAAUAUGUCUACAGAUCUAGAGCAAUUGUUGAAACUCUUCAAAGAGUUGUGUGAGAUCUCUGAAAAAAAGGAACAGCUGGGUGUCUUUGAAAAUGAAAUAGCGAAGAUCACUGAAAAACUAAAGAAGAUGUCCCAUCUCUAUGAAAAAGAAUUACCAAAGAUCUCUGAACAUCUAGAGCAACUGCGUGAAGAGAAGAUCCCUGAACGACUGUACGAGAUCUCAGAAAAACUAAAGGAAAUGUGCAAGAAACCUGUACAACAAGACCAACUGCCUUUGACAGAUGAUGUGGAGACCACUAAACAAGAAACAUGUGAUGAUGUCACAAAAGAAGAGACAACGAGACCAGAGAUGGAGGAAGAUGAAAGGGAAUCACACAUUUAUGUUGAAGAGACUGCCAUAAGUAAAACGAGAGGAAGGACACAUGGUGGGAGUUUCAAACUAAAGGAAGGGAAGAGCGUUGUAAUCAGAGGUGAACAUACACAUGAAACAUCAGUCAAGUGUAAAUGAAAAAACACCUUUAAUGAGCUGAAAGAAAGAGGAUGGAGCGAAUAAGCAGCAGCAGAAGAAACACCUUUAAAGUUUAGUAAGAUAAGACACUUCCACCAGUGUCAAUCACUGUGACAUCAUCAACAUUUCAGCUCUGUCUUUUGCAAACCUCUAGAAUCCAGUUGUAGUGUUUAAAAAGCUUCUUUGAUUUCAGAUAAACAGAGAAAUGUGUUGAUGAAUACACAAUUUGUCCCCAAUUUGCAAAUUAUAUCAGCAGUCUCUUGGAGUCUUACACUUCAGCUAGGUCACUAUCUAUGCCUUUUCAGCAGUAGGUUCACAAUUGUGGAAUGUCUUGUAUAUCUGGCAGGCUCCUUCCAUUUUUUAGUCUGCCUUUUGAAAGUAGAGAUUUGAUUUGCAGACCUCUUACAAAUGUUUAUUUUAUUUGUGUGUUAGUUAUGUGUGUGUAUUUUUUUCACUUUGGACAACAAAGUUGCAUUAGUGCUAUGUAAAUAAAUAGAAGUUACAGUUGAACAUUGAAACACUACAUACCUGUUACCUUUUUAACAUAAAACAAUUUUGAUUAUAGAUAGAUAGAUAGAUAG